Molecule: messenger RNA, 450 nt
Organism: Medicago truncatula (barrel medic)
Lineage: Eukaryota; Viridiplantae; Streptophyta; Magnoliopsida; Fabales; Fabaceae
Product: histone H3.3
Exons: 1
Coding region: 37-450 (137 amino acids)
Cellular component (GO): nucleosome
Molecular function (GO): protein heterodimerization activity; DNA binding; structural constituent of chromatin
Source: RefSeq, a predicted model, not a curated record
UCAAAACCAAAGCAGUUUUCUUCUAUUUUUGAUUCAAUGGCGCGUACAAAGCAAACUGCUCGCAAAUCCACCGGUGGCAAGGCACCAACGAAGGUGCUCGCCACAAAGAUUGCUCGUAAUUAUAAACCAAAGGGAGGACUUAAGAGACCUCGUCGUUUUCGUCCUGGAACAGUUGCUCUUCGCGAGAUACGUAAAUACCAGAAGAGUUCCGAUCUUUUGAUCCGUAAGCUUCCAUUCCAGCGUCUUGUUCGUGAAAUUGCUCAUGUUGAUCUCAAGCCGGAUUUCAGAUUCCAGAGUCAUGCGGUUCUCGCACUUCAGGAAGCAGCGGAAGCAUAUUUGGUUGGUUUGUUUGAGGAUACCAAUUUGUGUGCAAUUCAUGCUAAGAGGGUUACCAUUAUGCCUAAGGAUAUUCAACUUGCUUGCCGUAUCCGUGGUGAACGUCGUGGUUAG